GCUAUAUUUGCAUGCCCUUGCUGCCUCGACAUGCAGUACUCGACUUUAUUCAACUUUUAUAUAGCAAAGCAUCUUAUAUAUGAUAACCAUAGGAGGGCGACGUCUACCCCAAAAGCAUGAGGGGUAUCAACUCACACACUCUCUCGAAAACAAGUACGCCCAAACACAAGUACAUAACACCAGCAAGGUAAAUCAAUAACACAUUCACAGUCGCAUUCAUCAAACACUCAUGUGCCUUCUCAAAGCCCUCUCCAUGUAUGCAUGUGUCACAGCACUGUUCAUCCGACUAGCCCUGAACACUUUGUGCAUUCAUAGAUUCUUGUAAUGACGCCCUGGCACUUUUCCAUUUCUGCAGACUCGACUCCGUUGAUUACGAGCUGCCUCUCUUUAACCUGCCGAUUGGCGCACUGUCGCCAUUUCCCCUCAUGCCGCUCGCUCUCUGUUGCUUCAGUCGGCCUCCUCUUUAAUCUGCACACUGGCAAGCUUGCGCCGCUCCUCUUCCCGCCUUUUCUCUUCGCGCUUGCGCUUCUCCUCUUCGCGCUCGCGUUUUCUCUCUUCUCGGAUCAGGCGCUCUUUCAUAUAACGCCAUUCAUUCCCCCAAUACAUGCCAAACCCUUCCGGUAUCUCCGGCUCUUCGUCGGCAGCUACCACGACUACGUAACCAUAUCUGCGUUCACGUCUUGGUUUGUUGUAUCUUUCUGGAGAAACGUCAGUUGUCCGUUCAAUUUCAAACUAUCUUUGAGAAGUACCGAUCAGUGACUUACCAGUUUUCAUGAAUAACUCCUUUAAGGCUGGAUGCCGUUUAACAAAUUUGUGGCCAUAGCCCCGUGCCACGCACGGCUCG
Myxozyma melibiosi is the source of this 844-nucleotide messenger RNA. RefSeq lists its product as uncharacterized. The transcript has a single exon. The record is from RefSeq and is a predicted model, not a curated record. NCBI's taxonomy places the organism in Eukaryota, Fungi, Ascomycota, Lipomycetes, Lipomycetales, Lipomycetaceae. The coding region runs from base 325 to 759 and encodes 144 amino acids.